UUAAAAAAAAAUGGCACUCUGUCCAACACCUAUUGCCUCUGUACAAUUCCAAAUUUAUGUUCCUCCCCUUCUCUCUCUCAUACAUUCCCCAUUGAAAUGGUGAUUUUGUUGGUGUUCUCAAAUUGAGGAUAGCUGGUGUAAAGAUUCAAUUUUUGAUCUGUCUGAGUAAGCAAAAAGAAAAGAAGAGUACUUUUUUUUUUAUUUAUUCUUUUUGGUCUGAAAUUGGUGUGUCAGUCUUUGGAGUACAACACACAUGGAACAUGGUUGAUAAUUCAAGAAAGGAGAAAAGGUUAAAGUGAGGCUUGGUUUAGCUAAGCUUUUCUCUUUUUGAGUUGUGUUUUUUUUGAAGAAGAAGAAGAAGAGAAGAGAGGAGAAAAAUUAGAUCAAAAAUGGGUUGUUGGUAUUCAAGAUUAGAGAGAGAAGAAUUGGUUUCAAGAUGCAAAGCUCGAAAGAGAUAUAUGAAACAGUUAGUAAAAUCAAGACAAGCUUUUUCUGCUUCUCAUUCUAUGUACUUACGUUCAUUGAGGAAUACUGGUUCUGCUUUGCUUCAGUUUGCUACCGGAGAAACUGAUCUCCACCCCCAAAACCACCACCUUCCACAACUUCCACCGUCGCCACCACCGCCGCCGCCUCCUCCUCCUCCUCCGGCGACAUCAAAUUGGGAUUUCUGGGACCCAUUUGUGCCGCCUCCGUCAUCCUCGAGGUCAGUCACGGAGGAAGAAUGGGACGAGACAACGAUAACAUCGGAGGCCGCCGUCACCACCACGGUUGGAGCGGCGAGCGUGGCGGCUCCGCCGUCGGCGGUUAGCCAGUUUUCUAAAGAAACCACUUCAACAAGUGAACUUGCGGUUGUGGUCUCUACUAAAAGCAAAGACUUGGUGGAAAUCAUCAAAGAGCUCGAUGAGUACUUUCUUAAUGCUGCUGAUGCUGGUGGACAACUCUCAUUGCUUUUGGAAGUUCCCAAUUGUGCUUUUUCCGAACAAAGAUCUUCAGAUAAGUUGAUGAGUCCUUUUUCAUGGUCAUUUGGUGGAAGUUCAAGAUGGAAUGGAAUUGGAAGAUUUUGCGAUGACCCAAUGAACAAAUCCAUCAAUGGGGCUAAUGGUGCCAAAGCAGCUUCCCACUGUUCCACUGUGGAGAGAUUAUAUGCUUGGGAGAAAAAACUCUAUCUUGAGGUCAAGCAUGCUGAGGCAUUAAAGUUGGAGCAUGAGAAAAAGGGAGGUCAUGCUAGGAAACUAGAGAUGAAGAGGGCUGAUUAUGUGAAAACAGAGAAAGCCAAGAAAGAAGUAGAAAAGUUGGAAUCACAAAUGAUGGUUGCUGCACAAGCUAUUGAAACUACAUCAGCUGAAAUCAUCAAAUUAAGGGAGUCAGAGCUCUAUCCACAGCUUGUUGAUCUGGUCAAAGGGUUGAUGUACAUGUGGAGAAGCAUGUAUGAGUGCCAUCACGUUCAAACGCAUAUAGUGCAGCAGUUGAAGUAUCUCAAUACUGUGCCAUCGACUUAUCCUACCUCUGAGCUUCAUCGACAAUCAACAUUACAACUUGAGCUUGAACUGGAACAGUGGCACCUAUCUUUUUGCAACCUAGUGAAAUCUCACCGGGAUUAUAUUCAGUCCCUUACCGGCUGGCUCCGUCUUAGCCUAUUCCAGCUUGGCAACAACCCCGUACCUAAGACCAGCCAGGACAAUGCAGUUUACUCCCUUUGUGAAGAGUGGCAUCUUGCAGUCAACAAUGCUCCAGACAAAGUAGCAUCGGAAGGAAUCAACAGUUUACUAACUGUUAUCCAUGCCAUUGUGGUGCAGCAAUCAGAAGAGAUCAAGCAAAAGAAGAAAUCAGAGAUGGCAUUUAAAGAGCUUGACAAGAAAUCUUCUGAGCUUCGGUCACUAGAGUCCAAGUAUGGCCCGUAUUCUUUACCCGAUUCCUCUAGCAGUAGUACAAGGAGCAAGAACCCUGUGACCGAGAAACGAGCUAAGGUGGAUGCUAUCAGAGCAAAAGCUGAGGACGAGAAGGCCAAGUAUGACAAAGCUGUGAGUGUAACAAGGGCGAUGACAUUGAACAAUCUACAGAUGGGUUUGCCACAUGUUUUUCAGGCUGUGACGGGUUUUGCCAAUGUAUGGACACAUGCAUUUGAGUCGGUAUAUAAUCAAGCUAAAAAUACUGAUCAGGUGCAUGAAAUGAAGAGGAUUUUGCCUUGAGAUACAGAGGGCUUCAUUGUGGUCCAGGCAGCCAGCAGGAAAAAUGUAUAUAUGUGUUCUUGAAUUCCCCCCUACUGGUUUCCCAGUAUGUGCUAUAAUUUAUUGGGGAACUUAGAAAUGCAGAUUUUCUUGAGUGUGAGCGAAAGAGAUGAUUACAGUUUAAGCAAUCAUCGACAGUGUAAGUAUGGCUGGCUGAUGGAGGUAGAUGAUAUAGAUUGCUAGCUUUUGGCGUUAGAGGAUGUUAGGAUUUUUGAAGUAUGCUUUAGCUUUGCUUAGAAACAGUUACUAGUGUUUUCCAUUUGUCCUUUUGGAUCAAAUGUUGGGAAAAAAUAGUUUUGCAAAAGUUGAAUUUAUAUGUUGUUCUGUGUUGCUUUCAA
Solanum tuberosum (potato) is the source of this 2566-nucleotide messenger RNA. RefSeq lists its product as uncharacterized. NCBI's taxonomy places the organism in Eukaryota, Viridiplantae, Streptophyta, Magnoliopsida, Solanales, Solanaceae. The record is from RefSeq and is a predicted model, not a curated record. The transcript has 5 exons. The coding region runs from base 390 to 2189 and encodes 599 amino acids.